Molecule: messenger RNA, 2061 nt
Organism: Drosophila ficusphila
Lineage: Eukaryota; Metazoa; Arthropoda; Insecta; Diptera; Drosophilidae
Product: replication protein A 70 kDa DNA-binding subunit
Exons: 4
Coding region: 100-1917 (605 amino acids)
Biological process (GO): double-strand break repair via homologous recombination; nucleotide-excision repair; telomere maintenance via telomerase
Cellular component (GO): nucleus; DNA replication factor A complex
Molecular function (GO): damaged DNA binding; single-stranded telomeric DNA binding
Source: RefSeq, a predicted model, not a curated record
GCAGCCCUUCCCGCCUCUUCUGGCAUCAAUUAGCUCCCAGCCCUCGUCGCAGAAAUUUUAUUCUCUGUUGAAAUUCGUUAUUGUUCCUUAAUACGCAAAAUGGUCCUGGCAACUUUAACCGGCGGAGUAAUUGCUCGCAUCAUGCACGGCGAGAUGGUGGAAGGUCCGGUGCUCCAGAUCCUGGCGAUCAAGAAGAUUAAUAGCACUGCGGACGCGGAGCGUUACCGAAUUCUGAUCUCUGACGGCAAGUACUUCAACAGCUAUGCCAUGCUGGCCAGCCAGCUGAAUCAGAUGCAGCACAACGGAGAGUUGGACGAAUUCACCAUUGUCCGGCUGGACAAGUAUGUCACCUCAAUGGUGGGCAAGGACGGUGCUGGAAAGCGCGUCCUCAUCAUUUCCGAACUGACUGUCCUAAAUCCCGGCGCCGAGGUAAAGGCUAAAAUCGGAGAGCCUGUGACCUAUGAAAAUGCCGCCAAACAGGAUUUGGCGCCCAAAGCAGCAGCUCCUGCUCCGGCUAAGCCCGCUGCCAAAAAAGAACUAGUACACAACAAUAAUAAUAAUAACAAUGUAACAUUGAAUGGCACGAUUAACGCAGGAUUGACCCAUCCGAUUUCCAGCCUGAGUCCCUACCAAAACAAGUGGGUGAUCAAGGCGCGCGUAACCUCCAAGUCGGCCAUUCGCACCUGGAGCAAUGCACGGGGCGAGGGCAAGCUGUUCAGCAUGGAUUUGAUGGACGAAUCUGGCGAAAUUCGGGCCACGGCCUUUAAGGAGCAAUGUGACAAGUUCUACGACCUCAUCCAAGUGGAAAGCGUCUACUACAUUUCCAAAUGCCAGUUAAAACCGGCCAACAAACAGUACUCGACACUGAACAAUGCCUACGAAAUGACCUUUUCGGGCGAAACAGUUGUCCAGCUGUGUGAGGAUGCCGAUGGCGACCCCGUUCCGGAAAUCAAAUACAACCUUAUUCCCAUUGCCGAUGUGUCCAGCAUGGAGAACAAAGCGGUGGUGGAUACAAUUGGCAUUUGCAAGGAGGUCGGCGAAGUGCAGUCCUUCGUGUCCCGCUCCACAAAUAAGGAGUUCACGAAGCGGGACAUUACGCUGGUAGACAUGAGCAAUGCGGCCAUCACUCUGACGAUCUGGGGCGAUGACGCCGUCAACUUUGACGGCCACGUGCAGCCCGUGGUCAUGGUCAAGGGCACCCGCAUCAACGAGUUCAACGGCGGCAAGUCCUUGAGCCUUAGCGGUGGCUCCAUCAUGAAGAUCAACCCAGACAUUCCCGAGGCCCAUAAGCUGCGCGGCUGGUUUGACAACGGAGGAGGUGACAAUGUUGCCAACAUGGUCUCGGCUCGAACCGGAGGUGGCAACUUCUCCGCCGACUGGAUGACACUAAAGGAUGCGCGUCUGCGCGGUCUCGGUGCUGGUGACAAGCCCGACUUCUUCCAGUGCAAGGCGGUGGUGCACAUCGUCAAGCAGGAGAACUCGUUCUACCGUGCUUGCCCACAGAGCGACUGCAACAAGAAGGUGAUCGACGAGGGCAACGACCAGUACCGCUGCGAGAAGUGUAACGCACUGUACCCCAACUUCAAGUAUCGCCUGCUUCUCAACAUGAGCAUCGGCGACUGGACUUCGAACCGCUGGGUCAGCAGCUUUAAUGAGGUUGGUGAGCAGCUGCUUGGGCACUCUUCGCAGGUCGUUGGCGAGGCCCUUGAGAACGACCAGGCCAAGGCCGAGGAGAUCUUCUCAGCCCUCAACUUCACUUCGCACAUCUUUAAGUUGCGCUGCAAGAACGAGGUGUACGGCGACAUGACCCGCAACAAGCUUACUGUGCAGUCUGUGGCCCCCAUUAAUUAUAAGGAGUACAACAAACACUUGUUAAAGGAGCUGCAGGAGAUCACUGGCAUCGGCUCUUCUAAUUAAUUAAUUUUAGCACGCAUAUACCGUAAACUAAUAAAAAAGAUAUUCAUUUAUUCAUAACAUUAUAUUCAUAAGUUUCGAAAAAAUAUUGUUAAUUCGGGGGUUAUACCAGUGUAUCGACUAAAUAUAAUGCAUACCACUAUCUCA